CUAAAAAAUGCACUAGCUAUGGUAUGCUUCUGGUAAAAUCUUGAGUUUGCUGGUGCUUAGUCAUGCUUGCUAUAUUUCCAUGGCAACUGUCAAACCUGGGCGGAGCUUGAAGUAGGCUUUAUCUGAGCCAAGCUUUGCACCCCUUGACUCUCCAAAAAAGCUUGGUCCUAGCACUAGUUUUACCAAGUUUUAUUAUUUCGCAAUAUGAGUAAUAUCAUUUCAUAUUAUAAACCAACAGGGCUUUUUUGAAAGAAGCUUAGUCCUGCAAUGUGACCAGAAUGGAAUACACAUCUAAAUUGUACAUUUACCAUACAAAUUAACUUCGGAAUCCUCUGAAAAGAACAAUGAGGGUUAUGACAAACCGGGUAAAGAGAGGACCUUCAGAGGGAAGUAUCAAAUUCAAGAAAUGAACAGUAAUUCAGAGGAAGACAUUCUUGUGGAUGACUGGCUGACAUCCAAACAAGAUCUCUUGGACACAUCAGAUGAAGAGCUGAACGAUGACCUUUUGCGUAGUGAUGAUGAGAACGAAACUAUGAGAUGUCAAGAUGAAAGUGUUUCUAAACCAAAAGUUCAGGCGAUUGCAAAGCCAUACCUUGUGUGCAAAACUCCACACCUUGCUGAAGACCAAGCCAGAUGUCCUAAAGAAGAGCAGACAGAGGUGGACCCUGGUGAAGUUUUAGACAUCGAAAUCAAUGCUCCCUCUGGAGAUGAAUUUCAAGUUGGAUCUGAGUUGCGAGAGGGUCUCUCUCCUCAACCCUCUGGACGUCAUCUCGUACACUCCUGCAAGGGACAGCCUGCCCCAGAGGAGACCCGCACCGGACCUUGCCGCAGUCCUGAGCCAGUGUUCCCAGGACAGCAUAUGUUUGAUCAACAACACUCUGCUUCAGUCUUGGACACUAAUCCGCUCCUCGCUGGACCUGCUCCCAUGGGCUCCAUUCAUCCUCCAGGAUAUGAGAGUGACCCCUUGAGGCCCAGUCCAGCUUUGCAGGGGCCCACUCAUCUGUCAAAGCCUGGGUCUUCCCACCGUGGGCACUGCUCUCUCCAGAAAAAUCCAUCAGCUCAGUCUGGCUGUCCCUUCACAGCUCCCUCUAGACCACAGGCACAGAAACCUGCUGUGCUGGUAAGAGCUGUUGCCAGGACGGUGCAGAGUGCCAAGCCAAUGGCUGUUGCCAGGGGGAUGCCCAUUCCUGCAAGGCAGCCAGCAAGUGCCAAGUCUAAGAUAUCUGCCAAAACUCCACCAGCACCACGGAUGGUGGGAAGAAAUGUGGGUCAGAGGGUCAAGGUGAAGCCCCAUACUCCUCCAGCUACUCAAAAACUUCCUGCAAAGUCCCUAAACAUGACAAACAACAAAGAGCGUGAGGAGGAGGAGGAGGAGGUGAUCUACAGGCAGAGGCUGCAGGAGCAGAUGCGACUAAGGGAGCAGGUUAUCAAACAUAAGGAACGGAUGCGAUCUAUGCGGACCGUAAACAAGAAGCAUCUGCUUCUGGAGCGCUUCCAAACUGAUAGCUCCACUGGACACUGGAACAACCAAAAUCAACAGAAACAGCCGUGCAUCCUGAGUUCUUGCCCUCAGAAGGUUACGCACCAGCAGCCCUUCAAUAAUCCCCCUCGUUGUCUCAUUCUGGAGCGCCAGCCAGAAUUCCAUUCGCUGCCUCCACAGCAGCACCAAUACCAGCUUUUAGUACCCACACUUCAGCCGCCAUGGCAACGAGCUCCACUGGCUGGAGGAAAUCCAUCAGGCCUUGCAGCAGAGAUGCAGCAUAAUCAGCCUCAUCAGUGGGGCACAGACAGGGUGGUGUUACAGGGGAUGGAGCAAAUCCCAAACCAGAUGAACCAACAGUACAGUAAUGACAAGGCCCAUGCAGCAGAUCGGCAGGCAGUUCGGCAAGGAGGCAAGAGGAUGUUAGAGCAGAGAACUUCUGAGGGGCCUGUUCCCAACAAAAUGACAAUGGUCAGACACUUCAGCCCAGGUACUAGAAAUGAGAGUACAAGCUCUGAUCUCACGUCACAGAUGAGUGAAGAAACCAAAGCAGUGACUGAAAGAAAGGCCAGAAUUGUCACCUUCUCAAUGCCUGAUUCAUCUACACCUUCUUUUCUACAUCACAGUCUUAAGCUAAACUGUCCGAAACAGGAGAGAGGAUCUGGCCCAAACCAGGCCCAGGAAAAGGUGGCUGUCAGGGGAAAUGAACGCAGUGCUUUCAUACCCUUCAGUUCCGGUGUAAGAACAGAGUCUGUUUCUGCUCAAACCUGUGUCAACUUCAUAGUAAGACUGAACCACUGAACCUUUCGGAGAUCAACCCUGUCCAACAGCAUGCUGAGUAUAGAAUAUUUUCAGUGUUCUCACAGUUUUGCCAACAUUUUUGUUAGAAUGCAAUAUUUGCCUUUUUUGUGAUUGUUGAAGACAGUGGUUUAACAGUUGUUUACAGUUUGCUCCUUGGUUUCCAUUAAACGUACACUACUUGCAUGGUC
Messenger RNA from Ctenopharyngodon idella (grass carp), 2469 nucleotides. It is a transcript of the gene rbm33b, whose product is annotated as RNA binding motif protein 33b. The transcript is spliced from 12 exons. The coding region runs from base 407 to 2281 and encodes 624 amino acids. The record is from RefSeq and is a predicted model, not a curated record. Gene Ontology annotation, molecular function: RNA binding. NCBI's taxonomy places the organism in Eukaryota, Metazoa, Chordata, Actinopteri, Cypriniformes, Xenocyprididae.